Messenger RNA from Engraulis encrasicolus (European anchovy), 2321 nucleotides. RefSeq names its product fidgetin (gene fign). The transcript has 2 exons. The coding region runs from base 7 to 2238 and encodes 743 amino acids. NCBI's taxonomy places the organism in Eukaryota, Metazoa, Chordata, Actinopteri, Clupeiformes, Engraulidae. The record is from RefSeq and is a predicted model, not a curated record. Gene Ontology annotation, molecular function: ATP binding; microtubule severing ATPase activity; ATP hydrolysis activity.
GAAGACAUGAUCACUAGCAGCAGUGUUUAUGGCUUAAAGAUGCAGUGGACCCCAGAGCACGCCCAGUGGGCGGAACAGCACUUUGACAUCUCCUCCACUACCCGCUCUCCAGCGCACAAGGCCGAGGCCUACCGGGGCCACCUGCAGCGCACCUACCAGUACGCCUGGGCCAACGACGACAUCUCGGCCCUCACCGCCUCCAACCUCCUCAAGAAGUACGCAGAGAAGUACUCGGGCAUCCUGGAGGCGCCGCCCGGCGAGAGGGGCCUGCUCUGCACCUACGCCGCCGACGGACCCGCCCCCGCCGCCCUGCUCAACGGCCGCAAAUCGGAGGCGGACUGGCAGGACGGCAUCUACCCCAUGAGCUGCGCGGCCGACGUCAUCGCGGCCAGCAAGGCCGGCGUCACGGUCGAAGCCGCGGCCAGCGUGGGGAGCUCGGCAGGGUCGGUCACCGGCGGCAGCCUAGAGCCCAGCUACUCCAGCAGCAACUGCGGCGGUGGAGGGGCUGGCGGACACGCGGGACAGGACUUUGCCGCCGGGUACAACGGCGCCGCGUACCUGCACUCCAGCUACAGCGGGCAGAGCACCCCCGGCCUGCCCUCGCCGCACCCCUCGCCCCUGCACAGCGCCGGGCUCCUCCAGCCGCCUCCUCCGCCACCGCCUCCUCCCCCGCCCACGCUAGUGCCCAGCUACAACGCGGGCUCCCCCAACCUGUCUGGCUACAGCUACGCCACAGCGGGCUACCCUCCGCAGACUCCCGUGGCAGGCUACAGUCCGGGCGGAGGGGCCCCGCCUCCUCCCCCGGCCGCGUACCUGCCGUCAGGCAUCGCCGCCCCCACCCCUCUGCCCCCCUCCACUUUGCCCGGCUACACGUACCAGAGCCACAGCCACGCGCCCAUCGCCCCCACCCCGCUCAACGGCAGCUCGGCCAACUCUCUGAAGAGGAAGGCGUUCUACAUGACGGGCCAGGGUGACAUGGACACCUCGUAUGGAAAUUUCAGCUACAGCCAGCAGCAGCAGCAGCAGCAGCAGCAGCGCUCCACCCAGAGCCCCAUGUACCGAAUGCCCGACAGCAGCAUCGCUGACUCAAGCAGAGGCAACGGAUUUGACAGAAACGCUGAGGCCUCAUCUUUGGCGUUUAAGCCCACCAAGCAGCAGCAGCAGCAGUCCAUGUCCUCCGAUCAGCAGCAGCAGCGGAAGUUCAGCGGGCAGUCGGCUGGCUCGCGGGCGCUCACCCCGCCCUCCUCCGGCUACGGUUCCGGGGGCAAAUCGUUCGGCUCGGGCGGCAAAUUUGCCGACGAGCACCGGCAGCAGCACCCGGAAGAGCAGCUGAAGAACAGCGACGCCAGCCUGGUGGAGCUGGUGACCAGCGAGGUGCUGCAGCAGGGCAUGCCGCCCGUGGACUGGAGCGACAUCGCGGGGCUGGACAUGGCCAAGGCCACCCUGAAGGACGAGGUGCUGUGGCCCCUGCUGCGGCCGGACAUGUUCAGCGGGCUGGGCGCCGGGCCGCUUCCCCGCACCGUGCUGCUGUUCGGGCCGCAGGGCAGCGGGCGGACGCUGCUGGCGCGCUGCGUGGCCAGCCAGAUGGGCGCCGCCUUCCUGCACCUGAGCGGCCAGGCGCUGGCCUCCAAGUGGGCGGCCGAGGGCGACAAGCUGGUGCAGGCCUCCUUCCUGGUGGCACGCUGCCGACAGCCGGCCGUGCUCUUCAUCUCCGAGGUGGAGCUGCUGCUGUCGUCGUCGGGAGGGCUGGCGGAGGACAGCCCCGUGCAGCGCGUGAGGAGCGAGCUGCUGCUGCAGCUGGACGGCCUGCUGGCGGCCGCGCCCGAUGAGCAGGUGCUGGUGGUGUGCUCCACCUCCAAGCCGGAGGAGAUCGACGAGCCCCUGCGCAGGUACUUCAUGCGGCGGCUCCUGGUGCCGCUGCCCGACCCAGGCGCGCGGCACCAGAUCAUCAGCCAGCUGCUGUCGCAGCACAGCUACUGCCUGAGCGACAAGGAGGUGGGGCUGCUGGUGCAGCGGACUGAGGGCUUCUCUGGGCUGGACGUGGCGCGGCUGUGUCAGGAGGCCGUCAUCGGGCAGCUGCAGCAGCAGCACGGCAUGGCCGGCUCGGACUUCCAGCAGGUGAGGCCUGUCUCCUACCAGGACUUUGACACCGUCUUUUGCAAAAUCCAGCCCAGCAUAUCGCAGAAAGAACUCGACACGUACACUGAAUGGAAUAAAAUGUUUGGCUGUUGUCAAUGAGGAACAGCGCAAAACAACAAACUGAACACAAACACAAACAGACAAAACACAUGUUGACACAAAAAGGCAAGCCUUUUAGAAAG